Aspergillus welwitschiae is the source of this 1092-nucleotide messenger RNA. Its product is annotated as zinc-dependent alcohol dehydrogenase. The transcript has 3 exons. NCBI's taxonomy places the organism in Eukaryota, Fungi, Ascomycota, Eurotiomycetes, Eurotiales, Aspergillaceae. The coding region runs from base 1 to 1092 and encodes 363 amino acids. The record is from RefSeq and is a predicted model, not a curated record. Gene Ontology annotation, molecular function: oxidoreductase activity; zinc ion binding.
AUGGCUGCAUCUGAGACCAGCAUUCCUUCCCACUGCAAGGCGGGUGUUGUUGUCAAUCCGGGGCCCAACUUUGAGGUCCGAGUGGAAAUGGUAGAAGUACCGCAACCAGGCCCGGACGAUAUACUCAUUCGUCUGCGAGCUACAGGUAUCUGUUCAUCCGAUCUUCAUAUGAUGCAAGGCGACCUUGAUAUGCCGCCAAUGUCAGCUUUCGGCGUUCGAUCACCGGGUCAUGAAGGAGUAGGCAUCGUAGUCAAGAUCGGUGCAAAUGUGCGCAAUUUUAAAGUCGGGGAUCGAGCUGGAAUCAAGCCACUGAUUGACACGUGUGGAGCAUGCGAGAGAUGCUGGGGGGGCAAGGAGAUGCACUGCCGGAGUGGUAUUCAUACAGGGCUCAUGGCACCUGGAACAUAUCAGCAAUAUAUUGUCUCCCCCGCUCGCUAUGCUUCACCAAUUCCGGAUACCGUACCCGAUAACGUUGCUGCUCCUAUCAUGUGUAGCGCAGCCACUAUGUAUAGGUCUUUGAGAGAGUCUGGGCUGAAGGCCGGAGAUUGGGCUGUGUUUCCUGGUGGUGGCGGUGGUGUGGGUAUCCAGGGAGUCCAAAUUGCCAAAGCAAUGGGAAUCCGCCCGAUUGUUGUUGAUUCCGGGGAGACCAAGCGCGCUCUGGCUCUGGAGAUGGGUGCCGAGAGCUUCGUGGACUUCAAAGAGACGACCGACACAGCAGCUUCUGUCAUUGCUGUAGCUGACAACAUUGGGGCUCAUGGGGUAUUUGUCACGGCACCUGCUGCGUAUCGAAAUGCAUUAUCGUAUCUGGGAGACCGCAUAGGGGCUAUCGUGAUGUGUGUUGGACUGGCCCCGAAGGACUCAACGACAAUCAGCAGUGAUCCUAACUUUCUUAUUUUUAACAAUACGACCAUCAAAGGAACCCUGGUUGGGAGCCGCAGCGACGUUGCAGCGUCGUUAGACUUAGCUCGCCGAGGACACUUGAAACAGAUUUGCGAGGUAUAUCCCAUUGACCAAUUACCUGAAGCAGUGAAAAGGCUCCGGACAGGCCAAGUUGCAGGCCGUAUUGUCGUGAACUUUGACCUUGCGAGCUAA